AUGGCGUCAACAACACAAAUGGCGCCAUUUCCGCAUCCGCUGCACAGCGUCAGCAGCAACAGCAACAACAAAAACUGCAGCAAAGCCGACAAGCGGCAGCAACAGACAAAAAUCUCACCACAAGCGCACCUGAGGCGUCGUCUCCACUGCAGUAACAACAACAAAAGCAACAACAACAACGAGGAUAACAACAAAACCACCAGCAACACCAUUAGAGCCACACUGUCAUUGUUUUGUCAGUUUCUCACGGUAUACUGCAUACUUCUAACGGCAAGCGGAAGCGUGCGAAUGGCACAAGCACAAGAUGAACCGCUUAGCGCCACUAACGCCGUGACCGCACCAGGCCAUCACGCGCAAUACUCCUACGCUGACGCCCUGCCGAGUGCAUUCCAUUGCCCAGCCGAAGGUUUAUACGCCGACGAUUACGACUGUCGUAUCUACUACCGCUGCGAAGCGAAAACAAAUGACUAUAUCAAAGCUUAUGCAUUCGCCUGCAAAUCUGGUACCGUAUUCUCGCGUAACCUGCGCCUCUGCAUGCCACCCCAACUGUCCGGCCGCGAGGAAUGCAGCGAUUACAUGAACGAAAUUGAUACGGACAAUGGCGAUAAUGGUGUUGAUGGCCAACAACUGCCGCUACUGACAUAUGGCAGUGCCAAUAACGGUAAUGGCACAUACGCGACCGCAAGCGAUACGGGUGCGAAUACCGACACCGAUGCUGCUUCAUUCGCUGCCGCUACCGCUGCGUCUGCCGCUGAAACUGCAACGCGUGGUCAAUUGCAAAAUUAUGGGCUGUCAGGUUUGGGUGGCGUUUCCGUAAUUUCCUUUUCCACAUCGGCGGCGCGUUCGGCGGGUGGCAAUGCCAUCGACGAACAGGGACCACCUUGCGAAGAUGACGGAUUUAUGAGCGAUCCAGACGACUGCACAAUCUUCUAUCGGUGCAUUUCGAAUGGUCGGACUUUCAAUAAAAUCGGUUUUCGUUGCUCGGACGGCACUGCGUGGGAUGCCGCAUUGGAAUCGUGUAACCACAUACACAACGUGCGUGCCAGUGGUGGAUGUAAAGGGAAGGCUGAUAAUUUAGUAUUGUCCGACUAUGACGCGGCUACAACUCAAUCAACGCAAACCAACUAUCAGAAUACAACAACUUCGAGCAGCAGUAGCCAGCAGAGUUCGACUAGCUCAUCCUCAAAUACGUCCUCAUCGUCAUCAUCUUCGUCCUCGUCGAACACUGCGAGUUCAAGUACGUCGAAUACCAGCGGUGCAGGUGGCAAUCAGCAGCAAACAAGCACUCAAUCAAGCAGCACUGAGAGUAAUUCAUCCAACCAGCAAUCGCAAUCAAGCACGCAGAGCUCAAGUUCAAGUAGUCAACAAUCAUCAACUUCGAGCACAAGUUCAACAUCUACAUCAAGUUCAAAUCAGGGCGCCAGUAGCAAUCAAUCAAGUGCCAACAAUCAAUCGAAUUCAAGCAAUCAGUCUGGCAGUAAUAGUUCUAAUAAUCAAUCUAGCUCAAACAAUCAAUCUAGUUCAAGCAAUCAAUCAGGUUCCAAUAGCCAAUCAGGAUCAAACAAUCAAUCUAGUAACACGGGGCAAUCAAGUUCAAGCAACCAGUCUAAUACAAAUAAUCAGUCUAGUUCUGGCAGCCAGUCAGCCACAAAUAAUCAAUCGAAUACCAGCAAUCAAACAGCCACGAACAAUCAGUCUUCUGGUAGUAGUUCUAGCAAUCAAUCUAGCUCAGGUAAUCAAUCAGGUUCAUCUAGCCAAUCUGGGUCUAAUAAUCAAUCUGCAAGUAACAAUCAAUCAAGUUCAAAUAAUCAAUCUAGUUCAAACAAUCAAUCUGGUAGCAACAAUCAAUCAAGCUCGAGUAACCAAUCUAAUUCAAACAAUCAAACAAGCUCGAGUAAUCAAUCUAGUUCUAACAACCAAUCCAGUGGCAAUAAACCCAAUACAGCCACCGAAUGUAAGAAUGACGAAACUUACAUUCCUGAUAAAGAGGAUUGUACAAAAUUCUACCGCUGUCGGGAUAAUGGCAAUGGUGGUUUAGAACAAGUGCCGUUUACAUGUGGACCCGGCACUGUUUGGAAUCAAGAUGAGAAAGUUUGUGACAUACCUACUAGCGAGCAGAAAGAAAAAUGUCAAGCGAUGCUAAACUUGGGUGGCCCUACAAACACCACCAGCAGCAGUAAUCAACAGUCGGAAAAUACACAAUCAGGUAGUGGUCAACAGAUCUCCAACAACCAGAGCACAGCGAGCAAUCAAACAACCUCUUCAAGCAAUCAAUCCUCUUCAAGCGGCAGUCAAACGAGUAGCUCAAGCCAAUCCACCUCAAGUGGCAAUCAGUCGAGUUCCUCCAACCAAUCCAAUAACAAUCAGUCGAAUCAACAGCAGUCCAAUAAUCAACAACAGCAGCAAACAAAUCAAACGACAACAACCCAAAAGCCCUCCAAUCCGGAAGGGGAUUGCAAAGACACUGAGACGUACUUAGCUGAUAAAUCGGACUGUCGUCGCUUCUAUCGUUGUGUCGAUAACGGCAAUGGAGGCUUUGAUAAGGUUGCUUUCGAUUGUGCGCCCGGUACAGUCUGGGAUCCAGAUGUCCUAGGUUGCAAUCAUCCGACGGAUGUGCAAAAAGAGCAAUGUCGCGUUAUGGCUGCUGGUGGUAGUAGUUCAAAUGCAACAUCAGGUCAACAAUCUUCGAAUAACAAUCAAUCUUCGAGUUCAAGCCAGCAGUCAUCUGGAAGCAAUCAAUCUAGUUCAAAUCAGCAGUCAUCUGGUAGUAGUCAGGCUGGUUCAAGUCAACAAUCGUCUGGCAGUAAUCAGUCCGGCUCCUCAAGCUCGACACAGGGAUCUUCAAACAAUGAGCAAUCAAGCACUUCAAGUAGUACAAGUUCAAGUCAACAAUCAUCUGGCAGUAAUCAGUCCGGCUCCUCAAGCUCAACAGGUUCAAGUGAACAAUCAUCUGGUAGUAAUCAAUCCGGCUCUUCAAGCUCAACACAGGGAUCUUCAAACAAUGAGCAAUCAAGCACUUCAAGUAGUACAGGUUCAAGUCAGCAAUCAUCUGGUAGCAAUCAGUCCGGCUCCUCAAGCUCGACUCAAGGAACUUCAAGCAAUGAGCAAUCAAGCACUUCAAGUAGUACAAGUUCAAGUCAGCAAUCAUCAUCAAGCAGCACACAGUCAAGCAGCAAUCAGGAGAAUUCAACAAAUCAAAGUACUACAACCUCACAAAGCUCUAGCAGCAGUCAAGGCUCCUCUACAACCCAAGGCUCUUCAACAACACAAGGUUCUUCAACCAGUCAACAGGGCACCACAACACAAGGCUCGAACAGCCAAGGUUCGACAACAACACAAGGUACAACUUCCACAACUACAACUCAAUCAAAGCCAUCAGGUAAUUGCGAUAGUAAAACAAAAUUUGUGGGUGACGAAAAGGAUUGCGCCAAAUUUUAUCGGUGUGUCGAUAAUGGUAAGGGCGGUUAUGAUAAAGUACCGUUUACCUGUGGACCCGGAACUGUUUGGGACAGCGCAAUCGUCGCCUGUAAUCAUCCGUGGGCGGUGAAAGAUAAAAGCUGCGGCACAGGAAGCCCCAGCCAGCAGUCACCAACCACGCAAACGACUCAAGCACCGCAAGUUUCAAGCACUACGGUUCCUCAGCAAUCUACAAAGCCACCCACACAAGUACAAAAGCCUACAACUUCACGGCCUACGCAAACUACUAAUCGUCCCGGUGAUAUCACACAGUCUCCCGUAAGUGCACCACCCACUGUAAGCACUCAGAGGCCAAUAGUGACGCCGGGUAUAUGCCGAACGGAAGGCUUUAUUGGAGAUCCCAAAGACUGCACCGUUUUCUAUCGUUGUGUAAGCAACGGUCAAGGUGGCUUUACACAAUAUCCGUUCAAGUGUGGAGAUGGCACAGUUUGGGACAACGAAUUACAAACAUGCAAUCACGACUUGAAUAUGUGUAAUUCAAAUCCUGGCACCGGUAAACCUACAACUACUCAAGGUCAAGCUACGACAACUUUAUCACCUUCGACCACGCCAAUCACAUCGCGACCCACCACCACUCAAGUGCAGACUUCGACGCAAACUCCAGCUUUUGAAUCAACCACACAGACUAUAUCGACGACAACCACAAACGAUGGACAACAAACAACUACGGUUAUAACUGAGAAACCAACCACAACUUCAACUCAACCCCCAUCGACAUGGACUACAACAGAGGCUAUUUCGACCACAUCGCCACCUACAAACCCUACGACCGGUGCUUCAACGCAACCUUCGACAACUGAAGGCGACUCGACAACAUUGCAGCCCACAUCAACCACGCCCAUACCGAAUUUACCUCCAGGACAAACAUGUCAAGGUGAAGGUUAUAUGGCUGAUCCAAUGAAUUGCAGAAAGUUCUAUCGUUGUGUUCGCGAUGGAGAUUCUUACACAAAAUAUGAAUUCACCUGUGCCAAGGGUACAGGCUGGAGCGAGGAUAAGCAAACUUGUGAUUACGCCACAAAUAUUAAGCGAUGUGAUGGACAAACCGAGGAACCGGAGACCUCAACCGUCACAACGGAAACCACCAUCGAAAGUUCUACCACAACGGUAACAGCCGAAAAACCGACCACAGAACAGAGCUCGACAACUACGACCGUAACGGAAAAACCAACCACAAUUCCAACGGAAACCACCACAGUCCCGUCGUCAACGGCCUGGACAACAAGUGGAAUACCAUCGACAUGGAGCACAGAGGCUGAGGAUGACUCUACAACAACAUCACAACCAACAUCGACCACACCUAUACCGAAUUUACCACCAGGACAAACUUGCCAAGGCGAAGGCUAUAUGGCUGAUCCAUUAAACUGCAGAAAGUUCUAUCGUUGUGUUCGCGAAGGGGAUUCAUACACGAAAUAUGAGUUCACCUGUGCCAAGGGUACAGGUUGGAGCGAGGAUAAGCAAACUUGUGACUACGCGGCUAAUAUUGAACGGUGUGAAGGUCAAACCGAGGAACCGGGGACCUCGACCGUCACUACGGAAACCACCAUCGAAAGUUCCACCACUACGGUAACAGCCGAAAAACCAACCACAGAAGAGAGCACGACAACUACGAUCGUAACAGAAAAACCGACCACAGAAGAAAGCUCGACAACUACGUCCGUAACAGAAAAACCGACCACAGCUCCAACGCAAACCACCACGGUCCAAACAUCAACAGCAUGGACUACAACGGAGAUACCUUCGACUACGACUUCCACAUCCACAUGGAGCACAGAAGCUGGAGAUGACUCUACGACAACAUCACUACCAGUAUCGACUACGCCGGUACCGAAUUUACCACCAGGACAAACUUGCCACGGUGAAGGCUAUAUGGCAGAUCCAAUGAAUUGCAGAAAGUUCUAUCGUUGUGUUCGUGAAGGGGACUCAUACACGAAAUAUGAAUUCACUUGUGCCAAGGGCACAGGUUGGAGCGAGGAUAAGCAAACUUGUGACUACGCGACAAAUAUUGAACGGUGUGAAGGACAAACCGAGGAGCCUGAAAACUCAACCGUUACUACAGAAGCCCCAGUCGAAGGUUCUACUACUACAGUUACACAAGGAAAACCAACCACAGAAGAGAGUUCGACAACUACGACCUUAACGGAAAAACCAACCACAGAAGAGAGCUCGACAACUACGACCGUAACGGAAAAACCGACCACUGUUCCAGCGCAAACCACCACGGUCCAAACGUCAACAACAUGGACUACAACGGAGAUACCUUCGACUACGACUACCACAUCGACAUGGAGCACAGAAGUUGGGGAUGACUCUACAACAACAUCACAACCGAUAUCGACUACACCUAUACCGAAUUUACCACCAGGACAAACUUGCGAAGGCGAAGGUUAUAUGGCAGAUCCAAUGAAUUGCAAGAAGUUCUAUCGUUGUGUUCGCGAAGGGGAUGGAUACACAAGAUAUGAAUUCACUUGUGCCAAGGGUACAGGUUGGAGCGAGGAUAAGCAAACUUGUGACUACGCGGCUAAUAUUGAACGGUGUGAAGGACAAACUGAAGAACCUGAAACGUCUACCCUUCCUACAGAAACCACAUUGGAUACUUCAACAACGACUAAACCCACUGAAUGGACAACAACUACACAAUCGAUACAAACAACAACAAUACCCGACUCUACUACACAGCAACCAACAACAAUAGAAACAUCAACACUUCCAGAAAGUUCCAGUGCCACUGAAAGCUCGAGCACCAAUUUACCGGAAACGACCACAACAGUACAACCACAAACGACUACGACCAUUCCAACGGAUACAACACAGUACCCAGUCACUUCAAAGCCGGGCUAUAAGCCCACCACAGAUAAACCGGUUACCGAUUCUACCACAACUCCGACGACUACCGAAGAAUAUCCGAGCACAACAGCCGAACCAGUUAAUCAUGUCUGCACCAAUGAAGGAUUCUACCCCGAUCCACAGGAUUGCAAUCGUUAUUAUCGUUGUGUUGACGCAAGUAAGAACGGUAAAUAUCAAAUUUACAGCUUCCGAUGUCCGGACGGUACCGUUUGGGACACAUCGCUAGAGACAUGCAACUUCCCCGACAGUGUGUCGGGUAAUUGCUCAAGUGCUUCAGGCACAACAACAGAGGGUGCUACAACGGAGUGGACGACCACUAGUCCUACCGAAAAACCCACUGAGAAGCCAGAUAAACCAACCACGGAGCAAACAACUACCGAUGAACCAACAACAGUACCUACAACUCCAACCACAGAACAAUCUACAACAACAACACAAGAGCCAUCAACAGAACCGACUUCUACAACGGUGAUCACAACCACUAAUGAACCAAGCACAACGACUGAAAUAUAUUCCACCACGGAACAGUCCACCAUCCCACCAACAACAACAACUGAGUCAGUAACAACAAUAAAACCGGGCCCUGCUACAAAUGACAGCUCUCCCUGUCCCCAAACUGGCGAAGGUCAAAAUACUUUUGUCUGUCCAACCGGCUUCCGCCGGCAUCCGAAGAGUUGUGACUUAUUCUAUCAAUGUACUGAGAAAGCCGAAAGCUACGAUUUGGCAAUAACCGUUUUCGAGUGUCCCAAAGGCACAGUGUAUCAUGAACAGCGUAACCUUUGCGAUAAGCCCACUAAAAGUGAUAACUGUCUGAAGAAAUCGAUAACGCGAUCGGGUCUCUACGACGACCAGAUAAGACUCAUGAAUAUGAUAAAAAUUCGCUCAGUCGGCGAAUCACUGUGCCCCAACGAAGGCCACUUUGCACUAAACAAGGACGAAUGCAGUCAACUCUUCAUCAAAUGUGCUCACUCGUCGACGACGGGUCGGCUGGAAGGCCAAGUCUACCGCUGCUCGCAAGGUUUCGCCUAUUGGGCCGUUAGUCGACGCUGCGAACGUGCACAGAAACUGCUCAAUUGCACACCAGCUAAAUAUGAGACCGGCGGCGAUUUGCCCGUAGAAUGGGCGAACAUAGGCAAUCGACGCAGAAAUCUGAAAAUUUAAGCUUGACACUGAAUAUGAAAAA
Molecule: messenger RNA, 7504 nt
Organism: Bactrocera tryoni
Lineage: Eukaryota; Metazoa; Arthropoda; Insecta; Diptera; Tephritidae
Gene: Mur89F
Product: serine-rich adhesin for platelets
Exons: 4
Coding region: 1-7482 (2493 amino acids)
Cellular component (GO): extracellular region
Molecular function (GO): chitin binding
Source: RefSeq, a predicted model, not a curated record